GUGUAAACUAUCAACUUCCGGUUGUGAACUUCCUUUUAGUUCGAAAGUAUGAAACUCUUACAUAAGCUUUGACAAUGACUUCAAUGGAGGGUGACAAGAAUGAAAUGACAAUGAAGAAAAAAUCAUCCCAAGACCAUGAUAAUGGUGAUUAUUUUGGGCCAAAGGUAGAGCAAAGAUCUCAUACCAACAUUCCUCAGAGACAAAAUAUAUCUGAAAACAUUCCACAUCAUGUUGAGUACGCCAGCCAACACUCAAGUUUGUCAAGGUCCAUGGAUUUUGUAUCAGAGACCAGGUUGGUGAUGUUGAACUUUAUGGGAAUCCUUCCACCAUCUUUGUACAGGGACCACAUAGUUUCCUCGCCAGAUUUUGAGGCAGACAACUUAAAACAUAGCCACGUCUUUUCAAAGUCACAUCCUCUUCCAAAAUUAACAAAAAGUCAAUCCUUGAACCAAGGCCUGUCACAUAACAAGCCACAUUCCAAGCGAUUAGGCCAUCUAAAAUCAUUCCAGAAAGACCUUGAUUCACCAGUGUCUGAGGACAAUGUCAGCUACAAGUACCAGAAGUAUUUAAAAGAACAACUCAAUGUAGAAAAUGCCAACACUUAUCUUCCUGUAGAAACUGAGUCUAUUUUUGCAUCUGAGAUAAUUGGACAGCAGAGCGCUCAAUCAAGCAGUGCCAUUUAUGAAGUAUCACAGUCUUCCCAUUCCCUAAGUCCAAGAAAAACUCCGCUCUCGCCACAGAGGCAAAUAAGUGAGAACAGCAGCAUUGGUGAAUACAGCUACGAGGGUGAUGCUGAUGACGAAUACGAAGGUUCAAGCACCUCCAGUGUAUUCAGUUCUAGGAGCGCGCACUUCCGAGAUGGCUUCCUUGAUCUCAGGAGAAACGUGCCAUAUCUGCCAACUGUUGUUGAUGAGGUUCCAGGUAUGUUAUUCAGGGAACUAGAUUUUAGGGAACCAGACUCGCUGCAGGAGUGCAACAGCGAGGAUGAAUGCGGUGAAGACGAGGCUGACAAUAUUCACAGUGGCUCGGAAUCAGACCACAAAGAGGAACCCAAUUCACGUUCAGCAAGAGAUCUCACAGCUUGUCAAGCAGUUCCCAGCAAAAGUGCUGACAGGUCGGGGUUACACCUCCAUAUCCCCAUGGGGACAGUUCAACUAGAUGAUGUUCUUCUCACCUUCCAGUCAGAAAUCAACAGUGAACUUGAUGAAAUGGAAUCAGAAUUUGAACCAGGCAUACCCAGCAGAUGUGAUGGUGGAGGGGCGUGUGCUACUCCCCGUACCCCGAUCUCCCAAGCUGCGUUGGUGCUGGCCCGUAUCGGAGACGAGAUGAAUGACAUGCAUGGGCCCCAGCUGGCGGACAUGUUUAACAGCCUCUCGCCGACUGACAUAGAAAACCUGUCGUAUCCUCGCUUUCAGGAACUGGCUCAGGCUUUACUCUCGCACAAUGACCUCAAUGACUGGAGACAGGUAGCUCUGCUGAUGAGGUUUGGUCAGAAGCUGGUGUGGACUGCACUUCAGACAGGUGUUCCCCAUGUGAGGACAAUCAUAGACUCCUGUACCCAGGUGGUGGCAGACAUGGCAGCAAAGUUCAUCAUCAAGCAGGGAGGAUGGAGUACUAUCAUGAACUUUGACCCCAGCCAGUCAUCAGACAAUCAGAGUUCUAGCGACAUCAGUCCCUCGACUGACCGCAUCAAUAGUGACCUCUCUCAGGCAUCAAGCAGGGGUUGCAAUGACCUUGACCUAGAAACUGAUUGCCUAGAAACCAAGCGAGAAAGUUGCGGGUCAGAAGGUCAAAGAACACUUAUCCAAGGCAACAGUCAGGAAUCUGAUGAAGAAACCUGCAAUGUGUUUACUAUGUCUACUAAGAGCUCUGAUGCUUCUCUCACAGAUAACACUAUUGCAAUAGAAACAGGCAAUGCGCUUGCAUUGGGCCCUAAGAAACCAAGGUAUGCUUCUAGUGUAGGGUUUGAGUUUUCAGAGACAAGUUCGAUUUCAUUGGAUAAUACAGGUGAGAUGGAGCUUGAGUCUGACCUAUCCCGUAGGUCUAGUGUGAUUUAUAUACAGUCACAAUGCGAUGAUGACCCCUCAAAGAACACUGAUGAUCAAGAUGAAGCUGAUAGCGAUUUGAUCUGUUGCAAUGACCUUGAGGAUGAUGAUUUUACAAAUUCUAAUGUGCACACUAAGGUUCGUGAAGCAAUAAAAGCUGAUAUAGAUGUGAACAUCGAUGCUGCUGAAAAUACCAAAAGCUUUGGUAACAUGAGUCCUGGAGAGGGUGAUUUUAAUACACCUAAUGACAAUAGCAUUACUGAUUGUGAUGUAGUGGAAACAUUGUAUGAUAAUUGUCCUGGUCUUGAGGCAGCAGGAAAACUAGUAUCGGAAUAUGUUUUCAAAUCAUCAAAUGCCUCAAGAGAACCUGUAGACCAUGGUCUUGACAAUGAAGAAGGUGGUGUGGUAGCAGAUGAUAUGGGCGCGGUUGAUGAGUAUGACAGGUCGAGUCAGUAUGUGAAGCAGGCUACACCAGUGGCAGGGACUAUUCCUAGAGGAGCUGAUGGGGAUGAAACAUAUCAACUGGUUGACAACAUUGUGGUUGAUCCUCUUAAUGAUCAAAGGCAUGCUGAAACAACUUUGGACAAUUAUCAGAAUGUGAACGUGGAAAUCGGAACUUUGAACACUAGAACGGAUGAACAAAUGAACAUUGAAAGUGAUCAAAAUGUUAACACAGAAGAUGAUGUUAAUGUCCACACGGGCAAUUAUGAAAGUUCAAAUGUUGAUCAAAAUACAAACAAUAGCUCAACAUCCCUACAACAGCAUCCCGAGGUGAACAAUCAAGUGGAAGAAAGAUAUGUGAGUGACACCUCAAGAGAGUCUGUCCAUACAGCAGAAGACAGGAUAGGUGAAGACUGUAACGGUGUUGGGGAUCACUCCACUGGCUUUGGACUCAAAGCCAUGGCCCUGGCCAGUGCUGUACUAGCUCUGGGCAUCGGUCUCAAGUUUGUGGUUUCAAAUAGAUGAACAGCUCUGGUUUGUGGUUUCAAAUAGAUGAACAGCUCUCUUCAGGAAUUCUAUAGGCUUGUAAGCUUCUGUCAUGAACUGUUUGUUACACUUAGUUUCGUAAUCAGAUAAUGAAAUCAAUGUUUGAGGUUUAUAUUUAGUAUUUACAUAUUAGCCAAAAAGGUAGUUGGCCAUAUUAGAAACUAGUCCAGAAUGUCUACCAGUAAUUUCAUACUGAUUUUAGUCAAAAUUGUUAUUUAUAUGUUGAUUACACAUGUCUAUUUUCAGCAGUUAUCCUUAUGCUACAAUUAUUCAUGCAACAUUUUGUUUGCAUCUGCUGUCAAUAAAGCUGCUGAACACUCUAUAUAUAUUACUUUUAUUCAGUACAGUUAAUGUGUUGUAAAGUUUUAUUGUUGUUGUUAAUUUUACAUGUUGAAAUGUUUUGUUGAACACGUUUCUUGCAUUACUUCAUGUCAUUCUGUGAUUACAAUAUUACAGAUUGGUUGAGCAUUAAUUUGUUUGAAAAAAUGUUUAUUUUGCCUUUGACAUUGUGCUGUGACAUUGACAUUGUGCACACACAAUUUAGUUAUUUGAAUGCAUUUGUGAAUUGUAGUUUUCUUUACUUCAAAGGAAAGAUACCAAACACAGUUACAAAUAUAUGGGAAGAAUGUUCCUUGUAAUUGUAUAGUUAAUAACCUUUGAAAAAUAUGAAUUGCGAUGAAAAUCUUUUUUAUCAUGUUACUUACUUGAAAAUUACUGGUUAUUUUAAAGUAUUAAUUUAUUGUUUUUAUAUAUUUUUCUAAUUGAUGUGUACAUAUAAAUAACUUAUUAAUUGUUCAGUUCAAUAAGUUUAAUGUCUUAAUUGUUAAAUACGACAUCAUAUUGUCCUGUGCAUUUUGUUGAUUGUCUGAAUUGUUGAAGAUCUAUAUUAUAUUGUCCGUUUCUUUUUGUUCACUGUCUGAAUUGUGAAAGACUCCAUCAUACUAUUCAGUGAUUAGGAAUCACGAGGCUAUUAAUAAGCCUUAGGCUUUCCAUGCUAUCAAGCUUAAAUAAAUAGGUUUAAACUAUAUUAUUCAGUGCUAUAUCAUACAUAUGUUGGAUGUCUCAAUUAAUACACUUUACAUUAUAUUGUCUGUGCUAUGUGUAAGUGCCUGAAUUGAUAAAGACAACAUCUUAUUGUUCAGUGCUAUUUGUUCAAUAUAUGACUUGAUUAAGACAACGUCAUAUUGACCUUUACUUAAUGUUGAUAGUCUUUAUUGUUAAAGACUACAUACAAUUGUUCAGGGCUAUAUGUUCAGUGAAGUCUCUAUCCUAUUUUUCAGUCCUUUAUGCGCAAUGUUUGAAUUGUUAAACGCUACAUCACAUAAUUAAGUGUUAUAUGUUCAUUGUCUAAAUUGUUAGAGAUGUCAUCAUUUUGUUCAGAGUUUUAUGUUUAUUGUCUAAAUUGUUAAAGACUCCAAUAUAUUGUUCAGAGUUUUAUGUUCAUUGUCUAAAUUGUUAAAGACUCCAAUAUAUUGUUCAGAGUUUUAUGUUUAUUGUCUAAAUUGUUAAAGACUCCAUUAUAUUGUUCAGAGUUUUAUGUUCAGUGUCUAAAUUGUUAAAGACUACAUAAUAUUGUUCAGAGUAUAUGUUCAGUGUUUGAAUGAUUGACAGCUAGUGGUACAUCAUAUUGGUCAGUUCUACGUGUUUGAUGUCUGAAUCGUUAAAGGUUUCCUAAUUUGGUCAGCUCUAUAUGUUUCUCAAUCUUUUCUUUAUUUUAAGUAUAUCUGUUGGUAUUCUAUGUGUUGAGAACUACUUCUCUUCUUGUCUUACUAUAGGCUAUCGAUCAGUGCUCUUUAUUCUGUUUGUAGACCUUUCAUUGAUCGUUUUUAACAGUUCAGUGUUUUCUAUUUUCUUUGUUGCUAUUACAGAAAGUGUGAUUUCUCGACACUGUCAAUCCAUAAGAGGGUACAACCCAAUUGUAAACUAUUUUCAGCCAUUUACCGUUGCCUAUCAUAGUGUUGUGUUGUUGUUUGUAUAGGGUAUUUAUGUGCCAUGUCUAUUAAAAUGCUCAAUAUUCAAAUCAAAAUAAAAAAACUACAGCAUAUCAUAUUGAAUGGAAACUCAACAUUUAACCAAAUUGUUGCAAUCAAUAAGAUGUAGCUAGUGUUGAAUAGAGUAAACUAUGCUAACUUGUAUGUUCACUGUUAGUGAUGCAAUAUUAGUAUUGCUGAUUAUAUGGUAUAUUUGAAAUUAAUUUCAAUAGAAAUAACCAUUGGAAGGUGUAUGUAACAUAGGUGUAUAUACUUUAUUAUAUUGUUGAGAUAAAUCUGAAUGGCAAAUCUAGCAUUGUUAUGCCCACCUUCGAAGAGGAGGGGGUAUAUUGUUUUGCUGGAUGUCGGUCUGUCUGUCGGUUGACCAGUUUGUUUCCAAUCAAUAACUUGUAAACAGAUUCACCAAUUGGCUUGAUACUUCCCAUGUGCAUUAGCCUUUGCCAGUUAAUGACCCCUUUAAAAAUUGGGGUCACAAGAUCAAAGGUCAAGGUCACUUUCAAACUAAGAGUGAAAAUUGUUUCCGAUCAAUAACUUGUGAAAUGAGGGACUGAUUGGCUUAAUACAUCCCAUGUGCAUUUGGGCUGGGAAGUAGAUGGCCCCUAUUGAAAUUGGGGUCACUAGGUCAAAUGUCAAGGUCACUGUCACACUAAGUGUGAAAUUGUUUCUAAUUAUGACUCAUCAACUGAUUCCUCGAUUUUCUUGAUACUUCCCAUGUGUAUUGGCCUUGAGCAGUUAUGAAAUUGGGGUCACUAGGUCAAGGUCACUGUCACAUCGUGACAUCACUAGUUAUAAAAAUAUAUAAUAUUCUCAACCCAUUUACCAUAACGCUGAGUUAACAGAAGUGCAUAAUUCUGUGUCAACUUAAGGCCUAUUUAAGUGGCUGUCACACUAAUUUGAUAAGAUUUACUGUUAUGGUAAGUUUUGUGGCAAAAAAUCCUGUGUCAAGGCCCUGUUUAGGGGGUAUCUCUCUCCAGCAGCGGAGCUCGUGCUAUAUUUACUAUCAAAGUAUAUGCCUUUAAAGCUUUCAGUUAUGAUGUUUAAUUGUUUAACAUGUUUAAAUUUUAAUAGUUUUGAUGUUGAAUGCUCUUAUGUAUUGUUAAGAUUGACUAUUUUAAGAAUAUUUAAUAUUGACUUCUUGCCCUGGUUUUGAUUUACAAUACUGGUCUUAAUUUAGAGACCUUUAAGUUGAUUUAAAUGUGUUCUUUUCAAAGUUUGAUAUUUUCAUCAAAUAUCUGUUUUACAUUUAAAACUAAAAAGUUACCCGUUUGUGUAAAAUUUUCUGAAAAAUUAUGUCUUUUUUGAAUUUGUUUGGCAAUUAAGUGGGGAUAAUGUUAAUUUCGUAGUUAGUAUAGUUACUAUGCUUUACAUUAAGAUUCUAAGAAAUGGACUCCCAUUAACUGUUAAAAAUACUCCCAAGGAACAUAAUCUCCAAAUAGUCAAGUGUAACUUACAGGUAUUUUAAGAUUUCUUCAUGAUCUCAGAUAAAAAUGUGAUGAAUCUGGUCCAAAAAUUUUUCUAAUAAAUCAGUGAAUGUAAAA
Dreissena polymorpha is the source of this 6561-nucleotide messenger RNA. RefSeq lists its product as uncharacterized. The record is from RefSeq and is a predicted model, not a curated record. The coding region runs from base 75 to 3011 and encodes 978 amino acids. Gene Ontology annotation, biological process: apoptotic process; regulation of apoptotic process. NCBI's taxonomy places the organism in Eukaryota, Metazoa, Mollusca, Bivalvia, Myida, Dreissenidae. The transcript is spliced from 6 exons.